CUGGUUGCCCGGAUGUUCCUGUUGCGGCGGCGGCGGCCGUGGUUGGGUUGCAACCGGGGGGCGCGGAGCGGAUGGGCCCAGCAUGGCUGCCCCGGCGGCCCUGAGGAGAAAUGCCCCAGGUGAAGGAGACACCCUGCCCCCUCAGUUCCCGUGGACGCUGGGUGGCCGAGGCCGGUUCUCACAGUCACGCAAGAUGGCAACCUUGAAACGGAGUCACCAGCAGGCUUGGCCAGAGGAGGAGGGAGACCGGGAACAUGGCCUCUAUAGCUUGCAUCGCAUGUUUGACAUUGUGGGUACCCACCUGACCCACCGCGAUGUCCGAGUGCUGUCUUUUCUCUUCGUGGAUGUCAUCGACGAUUAUGAAAGGGGCAUGAUCCGAAGUGGGCGGGACUUCCUCCUGGCACUAGAGAGACAGGGCCGCUGUGAUGAGACCAACUUCCGCCAGGUGCUACAGCUGUUGAGGAUUAUCACCCGCCAUGAUUUGUUGCCCUAUGUCACUUUGAAGAGGAGAAAGGCUGUGUGUCCAGAUCUUGUAGAUAAGUAUCUUGAAGAGACUUCCAUUCGCUAUGUGACACCACGAGCCCAUAGCAAUACAGAGCAUGUUCCUGUCCACCAACAAAAAUCUGUGCCUCCCCACCAUCCUCUGGUCUGCUGCUCCUCUUCGGGCCCCCAGAUCUGCGCCAAGAGGUCUGGCCGGGGAAGAGCCCUGCUCGGUAACCAGCGGAAAAGGAGGAAGUCAGUGACGCCGGAUCCAAAGGACAAACAGACGUGCGAUAUCCGCCUUCGAGUCCGAGCAGAAUAUUGCCAGCACGAGACGGCCCUGGAGGGGAACGUCUUCUCCAACAAGCAGGACCCGCUUGAGCGUCAGUUUGAACGUUUCAGCCAAGCCAACACGAUCUUGAAAUCCCGAGAUCUGGGCUCAAUCAUCUGUGACAUAAAGUUUUCAGAGCUGACGUACCUUGAUGCCUUCUGGCGCGACUACAUCAAUGGCUCGUUGCUGGAGGCCCUGAAAGGGGUCUUUAUCACAGACUCGCUCAAACAAGCAGUAGGUCACGAGGCCAUCAAACUCCUCGUCAAUGUGGACGAAGAGGAUUACGAGGUGGGCCGACAGAAACUCCUGAGGAACUUGAUGCUCCAGACAGCUCCUUGAAACCUGGUGGUGGAUUUUUUUUUCUCCUCCCUCUCCUCAGGCUCUCCUUUGGAUGGAUUUUUUGCAGAGUUCUUUUCCUUAAAAAAAAAAAAAAAGAGGAAAAAAAACCUCAAAGGAAUGAAACCUGUCAUGUACUGAAUAAGUGUAAGAGCUGUUUCAAUGUGAGGAUAAGUGCGAUGCUUGGUUUUUCUUUUUCCCCCAGUUGGGAACUGAAAACGGGAAGCCGGGAGAUUCAAGGAGGUCCGUCCUGUGCUCCUGCCUCUGAAAGAGCCCGUUUCCUUGGGCUGGCUGAGCAUCCUUGACCCCUGAAAGGUGCUCGCGAGGUCUGCGGUUCUUUCUUAUCGCAUCAUCUCUUGUGCUGUCCAACUUCUCUGUUGUUUUGGUAUUGUCUCCAUAAAGUAGAUUGCCCAUUGCCCCCUCCGAAAAGCCCUACACAGGCGUGGCAAGGCCCUGAAGGCAGGCCCUUAACUUGUCUCUUCGUAUUAAAGAAGCUGUUCUUGUGAAAGGGUUUAUCUCCUAUUCGUGUCUCUCUUUGAAGCUGUGAGGGAAGGGGAAGGAAAGGGAGAACUUGGCUAUCUGGGGACUGGAGGCAAGAGAGGUCUUGCUCCUAAUCUGUUUUUUUUUCCCAGUUAGCUGCUCCCAGUAUGUAGCAGUGGUCUUAAAACAGUGGUUUGGAUUCAGAAACGGUUCUGCAGUGGAAGGGCCAGGAUUGUGUGUGGAUGAAAGGGGCCUCAUCUGAAGGAAGUGGCUCAGCCAAGGUGGGGCCGGAGGUGUGGCUCCAAAUAUGAGGGGUGACGAGGUUUGAGCCAUGGCUGCUGCUCUGAACCCCAUUUUGGGGGGAAAUUUCCUUGUGGGUCAAAAAGGAGACCUCCUUUGGCUAGGGAGGCUCCCCCAAGGCCACCUCUUUGCUCUUCUCUCCCUGCCCGGCGCUUCUGCUGUUGCUCGGGCUGCUCCCUGAGUGCAGCAGCCCUCCUCCUGCAAUCCCAUGUGUGCCUUUUCCUCACCCUUUGGCAGAGGAAGCAUCUGCCUCCAAAGAUGAACGAGAAAGGUCUUUCCUCUCUCCUCCUCAGCCCCGCAGCCUCUGUGGACAGCCGGCCGCCUGGGGCUGUUGGCCCAGAGGUGGGGAGAAAGGGUUUGGCCAGCUGGAGAAUGACUUCUUCGGUUGGGGAAAAGCUUGAAGGGGGCACCCGCCUGUGGCUGGGGCCAGCUUCUGGAUCCUGUUGCUUUAGCUGGCUGGUCCCUUUUUCCUGGGACCUUCCCCUUCCUGACUCGCCCACCAGCAUUGCAAAACUGGGUCGCUCUUGGAAGAAGCUUGGAGGAGGACAGGAGUCACAUCAGACCUUACUUUCCUUGGUGUUGAGCAUGGCGCCAGCUGCCUCCUGUUUUUCGUUUUCUUUUUCUUUUGAAAGAGACCUUUUUGGAGACCCUGGGCCAGCUUUUGUUCUGCGGUUCACAAGACAAGGUGAAAAGGCAGCAAGUUUUGUAAUAAGACUCCUAAGGUCUGCAGAGGGUUCAGCUGUGGGGUUACGUUUUGGUAGCACCACAGUUCUUGAUGGGGUGUGUCCUUUUUCCCAACCCGUCUCCCUUUUCCCUGUCAGCUGCGGCAGGCACGGGGGUUCCCUCGGCCUCUGUUCGAGAAGAUAGAACAGAGCGUGCUUGGGAGGAAGAAAUCUGUUCUCGUCAACUGUCACAAGGGAUUGUUUACUGGAGUUUUGCGCCGGAUUUCUUUUGGUUGGGUGCUUACACAUCCUGUAUUUUAUUUCUGUUUGACUACGUUAAAUAAUGUGAAGCCCUUGGCAAGCAAACAGCCAUACCUCUGGUUUGGGGUGGCUAAUCCAGAAAGCAUUUGGCCUGUAGAUCUUUCCCCAGGAAGACCCCCUCUAGCCCCUUCAGCUGACUUCUUCCAGGUGGCAGAGGGGCUGCUUUUGACCACUUCUGGUUGUGUUUUCUGCUCCGUAGGCAGGAAGGCUCCACCCGACAGUGGAAUGAACUGGAAGACGCCAAGCAAGUGCGCCGUUUAUACAGCCAUAAACUCAGGUGGCCUUGGACCAUUUCAGGUGGAGGGAAUUGAAAAAAAAGUUGGCUUUCAUCCUGCAUGGAAGUUAAAGGACAUUUAAUUCACAUGGACACUCAGUCUGUAUGAGUUUGUGUUUUGAUCUGACUACCUUGCUUCCCUUCACUUUCUAGAAACAGCGUUUUACUUUUAAUAAGACAAGACCUGAGGUGGUUAACAGUGCUUCAGAUUUGGCUCAGAAGAGACACUGGAAUGUGUGAAAGAGCAAAUCCAGCACCUUCUUGCAACUCAUCCAAGUAGUGCCUCUUUUUCUAGAAUUGCACAGCUGCCUUUCCUGAUGUGUCUGCUUAAAUGGGCUGUAAGCUGGUGCUGUAUUUGUUCUUGCACCGGUGCCAAAGAUGUCCCACCCUUUUCCACAUCCAAAGCACUGUGCAGCUCAAGCAGCAACCUUCCUCCUCAAUUUGUCCAACUUUUUCUCUAAAUGCCCACUUCCUGUCUGAAGAUAGUCCAGGGAAAAUGAUGGCACUUGACUCCAUUGGCUGCAUAAACUGGCCCCGAGCCCAGGGAACGUGAGCCAGCGACCCUCCGCUUUGCUGGACGUGUCCCAGCUGGGCUUCUGAGGCUUUCUUCCUGCUCACUGGCUGCCUCGCAAAGUAUGCAAAAGCCCAAUCGUCACACACACACACAAUCCCUGUUAUUUCAAGAUAAUUCUGGCACAAAUUUGUGUAAAAUCUGUGACUUCUUUAUUUUUUUUUAAGGAAAUGCCAGUGUAACUGGUCAUGUUCCCAAUGUACCUUUGUUUCUUUCUCAAUAAUAAUAAUAAUAAAAAAGUCUUCUGCCUUUUU
Molecule: messenger RNA, 4009 nt
Organism: Python bivittatus (Burmese python)
Lineage: Eukaryota; Metazoa; Chordata; Lepidosauria; Squamata; Pythonidae
Gene: DEDD
Product: death effector domain containing
Biological process (GO): extrinsic apoptotic signaling pathway via death domain receptors; apoptotic process; regulation of apoptotic process
Cellular component (GO): nucleolus
Molecular function (GO): protein binding; DNA binding
Source: RefSeq, a predicted model, not a curated record